AUGUUGGCUAUUACCAGAAGUAGUCGACGUCAUCGAUGGCGGACAUAUUUCUUCCGACAUUUUGACAUUUCUUGCCCGGUUGUUAGUUAGUUAUUUCUCAUUGGUAAAAUUUCACUCUUUGUGCUUCUGCAUCAUCAUGGAUGAAGAAUACGACGCAAUCGUCUUGGGUACCGGGCUCAAGGAAUGCAUUCUCAGUGGAAUGCUUUCCGUGUCGGGAAAGAAGGUAUUACACAUUGAUCGUAACAAGUACUACGGCGGAGAAUCUGCGUCAAUUACCCCGUUAGAAGACUUGUUUGCAAAGUUCAACGCACCCCCGCCGGAUGAAACCUACGGCCGUGGCCGCGACUGGAAUGUGGACUUGAUUCCUAAAUUUUUAAUGGCCAAUGGCUUAUUGGUAAAGUUGCUUAUCCAUACGGGCGUUACCCGUUAUUUAGAAUUCAAGUCUGUAGAGGGUAGCUAUGUCUACAAAGGUGGAAAAAUCUCUAAGGUUCCUGUAGAUCAGAAAGAGGCACUAGCAUCCGACCUUAUGGGUAUGUUCGAAAAAAGGCGUUUUCGCAAUUUCCUUAUUUAUGUUCAAGAUUUCCAGGAGGAGGAUGCAAAAACUUGGAAAGAUUUUGAUCCUAGUACAGCCAACAUGCAGUCCCUUUAUGAUAAGUUUGGCUUGGAUAGGAAUACCCAAGAUUUUACUGGUCAUGCACUAGCUUUAUAUCUUGAUGAUACUUAUCUUCAACAGCCAGCCAUUCAAACUAUUCGCCGUAUUAAACUGUACUCUGACUCAUUAGCUCGGUAUGGCAAAUCUCCAUAUCUGUAUCCGAUGUAUGGCUUGGGUGAACUGCCUCAAGGGUUUGCACGUCUCUCUGCUAUCUAUGGAGGCACAUAUAUGUUGGAUAAGCCUAUUGAUGAGAUUGUUCUUGGAGAAGGAGGCAGAGUAAUUGGGGUUAAAUCUGGUAAUGAAAUUGCCAAGUGUAAGCAAGUUUACUGUGACCCCAGUUAUGUUCCUGAUCGAGUUCGCAAGAAGGGUCAGGUUAUCCGGUGCAUUUGUUUAUUAGAUCAUCCAAUUUCUAACACUAAAGAUGCCCUGUCUACUCAGAUUAUUAUUCCUCAGAAACAAGUUGGAAGGCAUUCUGAUAUCUAUGUAUCUCUUGUAUCUUACACACACCAAGUUGCUGCUAAAGGAUGGUUCAUUGCUAUGGUGUCCACUACUGUUGAGACAAAUGAUCCAGAGUCUGAGAUUAAACCAGGCCUAGAUGUUUUGGGGCCUGUUAGGCAGAAAUUUGUGUCAGUAUCAGAUUAUUAUGAGCCAACUGAUGAUGGCAGCCAGAGUCAAAUUUUUAUAUCAGAGUCGUACGAUGCUACCACUCAUUUUGAAACUACUUGUUUAGAUGUACUCAAGAUCUAUAAACGUGGUACUGAUGAAGAUUUUGAUUUCUCUAAAGUAAAAGUAGAGUUAGGAGAAGAAGAACAGUGAAUAUGUUGUAUGAUCUAUGUAUAUUGCUUGUUAUUUUUUAUUUGUUUUUAAACUAUUCUGGCAACAAUAAUGUUAAUUAGGGAUUCUUGGGUAAAAAUUUAUAAGAGCUUAGAUGUAAUGGCAGUAGAUAAUUGUAUAUUAUGUAUGGGCAAAUGUUUCCAUGUAAUGGUACCAGCAAGUUUAUUUACCAAAAAAUGUCAAGAAGUAAGUUUAAUAUUUAAAACAAUUAAGCAUUAUUUAACAUAAUUUUGUUCCUCAUUUAAUAUUGCUUUUAUUAUUUAAGAGUAUACAAAGCUGCUAUAAGAUGGUUUGCUUGAGUGAAAGAACAUUUUAUUUCUAUCAAAUGUUAAGCAUUCCAUUUUGGUGUUUUUGAUCUUGUAACCAUAUCAUAUUUAUAAAGUCAAUCAAAAUUAUGAAUGCUCACUAUACCUAUGUAUAUGUUCGUGGAAGAUCAUAAAUAAAGUUACAUUAUAAUGAGAAUCUUUUUUAUUUA
This is a messenger RNA of Diatraea saccharalis (sugarcane borer), 1961 nucleotides long. The record is from the annotation of a GenBank genome assembly. Lineage: Eukaryota; Metazoa; Arthropoda; Insecta; Lepidoptera; Crambidae.